AAGGGCUACGAGAAGAAGCCCUACUGCAAUGCGUAAGUGCUGCCGUGGGGGUGUCAGGGCUGUGAGUGCUGGGGGGGGCUGUGGGACCCUCCCUCCUCUCAGUGGUUGAUUUCCUUCUGUCCCGAUAUAUGGGGUCCUGGAGCUGUGAUGUGGUUCCAUGGGACCAUUCUCCACUGCUCUGCCCCAUUUGGGAAUGGGGAAAUGGGUUCUGGCUGUGUCCUGGGAGCCAGCCCUGCUCAGCCUGCAGGUGAAUAAGACUCUGCUGCGUGUUUCUUAAUAAAGCAGCUUUGCAAUGAGGUCUUUUGUAGCUGCUUCUUAGACAUCGGCGGGUCUUAGGGGGAAAAGUAGAUGAUAUGCUGCUGCUUAGCACUUGUGUAGCGAGCUCCAUUCACAGAGUGCUUUAAAAACUCUAAUCCUGACAACAUCCUUGUAAGAUGGGUAUUAACUAUAUUAAUGUCUAAGAAUAGAAAGGAGAAGCAAUAGGGCUGUCAGUCAGCAGUGCUGCAGCAAAACCCUCUCCUGUAGCUCCGGUAUUGUUGGGAGCGGUGGUGGUGGUGGUGACACAUCCAUGAGAGUCCUGCAGGGCUCAGAUGGUGCCCUGUGUGUCCCCCUGGGGGUGGCUGUGUCCUGCAGGGCGUGAGAGCCCUCAGCAGCCCUUAUUGCAGCCGAAGCCCCCUCCCCUGUGUGCCCCAUGGGCUGGGAUGUGCCCGUCCCCAUCCAUGCCACCGACCUGGGGUCCUGUUCUGCUCCUUCCCUCGGCUGCUGUAAGGGAAGUGGGAUAAUAAUGGGAAAUUCCUGAGAUUCCAAGGAGUCUGCGCAACCCCGACCCAUCUCAGUUUCUCAACCCCCUCUGCUCCAGAGCUGCCUUUGAUGCUGGCUGUGGCCUUAACUCUUUCACAGCCGCUCUGGAAGCCUUGGCUCUCCCACGGAGACCCACAUCACGUUGUGCCCUUCCUGCUCCAUGCGGCCGUGCCUUAACGCACGGGGAACUCAGAGCUGCCGGCACGCAGCGGGGUGAGGCUGUGCUGCCCAAUGCUGUGGGGCAGAGCACGGGGAUCCGUGCUGCCCCAGGAGGGGCAGGGGGAGGUGGGGGCAGCCCAGUGGGUCCUGGUGCUGCGGGUGCCGUCCUCCGCCCGCCUGCAGGAGUGGGGGAGCAGCAACGUUUACUCUGGCAGGGGAGCGGCUGCUGUGCUGAGCACAGGGUCUGCUCUGUUUGAGCCGUGGCCUUCUGCCAGAUUCCGAGGUUUCUUUCUUCAAGAGAGCAGAAGAAGGAAGAGGGCCGGGCUUCCUUCUGCUCUGCCACUGCCCGGCAAUAAAUCCGGGCACAGCCUUUGGGUGGCUGCAGCUGUGGGCUCCCCGUGAUGCUGCUGGAGGUGAUUGGGGAUGGGUUCAUCCCAUGGCAGCACCUCGAGCCUCCAGGAGGAGGAGGGGGAGGAAGGGCUGUAUGCAAACCAGGGAUGGAGGAGAGCUGAGCUGCAAAGGGGCAGAGGCUGCUGGAGAGGGAGGAGGGUUCCUCUGCCCUGUCCCAGUUAUGUGAUCGUUCUGCUCGUCUCCCUUGAGAGCACCUCCAGACAAGGCCAGGCUUCAUUGCGUUGCUGUGGGCUUGCCUGAAUUCCUGCUGAUCUCAAAACAGUUGCUGUGCUGAAUGUGUUCAGCUCAGACAGCCCUUCUCCAGCACCCCCCGUGCUGCUGGGUUUGCUCCUUGGCUGCUUGCUCAGCCCCCCUUGUUGGGUUUGCAUGGGGCACUGCUGCUGGCUCACCCCUGCACCCCCUAUGCUGGCGAGGGGAGGGGAAACUGCAUUUUCCCAUUUGCUGAGGGGUUCUGGGCUGUGCCAACAGUACAUGGUGUAAGUGUGCCAGUCCCUCCUCCCUCCAUCUGCUGUGUGACCACAGCUGCACCCAGCUGUGCUGCCCUGUGUGUGCACAGUGUGUCCUGAGCAAUGGGCAGUGCUGUGCCCCAGCAGCUCCAGCACAUCCCUUCCCAUUGCUGACCUCGAGGACCCCCCCCCCCCCCCCCCCCAUAACCCCAUCUCUGCUUUCCAUGCAGUGCUAUCCCAUACCCUUGGGGCUCUUGGAUAAAGAGGAGCCCCAGCGCUGCGUUCUUGGCUCCGUGCAGUGCUCCAUAUGGUAGCAGCCACCCCUGUUAACACAGCGAGCCCUCAGACUGGGGGGGAGGAGGGGGGGGGAAAGAGGAACAACUGUGUGCCAGGAGGGUGUCCGGGUGUUUGUGUGGCACUGGGUUGGGGCUCUGGGUGGAAGGAGUGCCUCUGUGCUGAUGGUGGGUGGGAGCAGGCAGUGGGGUGUUUGGGGAAGGGCCCCCCCAUCCUUCUUCUGCAGGGAGAGGGGUGGGUGUGGGGAAGCUCUCAUGCCCCCCCCUCCCCCCCCCCAGCCCUGGGGUUUGGAGGAGGGGCAGUGCUCUCCUGCUGCAGGUAUUGGGUGCCCAUACAGACACUGCCCUAUUGUUGAGCACGGCUCACAAAGCAGAUGGUGAGUGAGCCUGAUUGCUGAGAAACACAAUCCUAUCGUCGGGGUGCAGCCGGGUGGGGGUCCUCACUGCAGCUCCACGCACAGCAGCAAUACCCCCCCAGCCCUGCGUGGGGGAGGGGGGUGUUCAGUUGCAGAGCCCAUUGGGCUGUGCUGCUGGUGGCUGUUGUGUUCCCAACCUUCCUUAUCCACGCCCGGGGCCAGAGACCUUGUGGAAAAAACCAGUAGUGCUGCAAUGCCGACUCUGCUCCCAUAAACAGCACCCUGGAGGGGGGGAGUGGACAGGCAGUGCUCUGUUUGGAGGUCGGGGAGGGGGGGACGGGGUGGCUGUGGGAUGAGCACUGCUGCUUCCAGGAGCUGCUGCUGCUGCUGACUUCAUAGCUUGGCGCACCCCGCUCUGCUUUUGCUUGAAAUCUUUCCACUGUGGAUGAAAGCAGGUUCUUGGAGCAGGCUGCUUGCGCUGCAACACCCUCUACACUACCCGAAGCAAUCCUUCACCAUGGUGGCAGACACUCCCGAGAACCUGCGCCUAAAGCAGCAGAGCGAGCUGCAGAGCCAGAUUCGCUACAAGGAGGAGUUUGAGAAGAACAAGGGGAAAGGCUUCAGCGUGGUGGCCGACACCCCGGAGCUGCAGAGAAUCAAAAAGACUCAGGAUCAGAUCAGCAAUAUCAAAUACCAUGAAGAGUUUGAGAGGAGCAGGAUGGGCCCCAGCCCCAGCGAGGGCGCAGAGAUGGAGCGCAGGAACUCCCAGGAAAGCGCCAAUUACCGACGGCCGGAGCAGCACCAACCACAGCACCACGUCCAGCCCAGCAACCCGGUGUACCAACAGCAGCCGCCGGCCUCGCAGUCCUAUGGCUACAAGGAGCCCGCAGCGCCCGCCUCCACGCAGCGCAGUGCACCGUCCGCAGCAGGGAAGCGUUUCCGUGCCGUCUAUGAUUACAACGCGGCCGAUGAGGACGAGGUCUCCUUCCAGGAUGGUGACACCAUCAUCAACGUGCAGCAGAUCGACGACGGUUGGAUGUACGGCACGGUGGAGCGCACGGGCGACACGGGGAUGCUGCCAGCCAACUACGUGGAGGCCAUCUGAGGGGGGGGUGGGGCCAAACACCCCCCCCCCCCCCCCCCUCCAUCACCACCACCACGUGGCCCCGGUGCGCGCGCGUCUCUCUCCCCCAGCAUCCCUUACCUCUGCCGGAGCCGCGUCCCGACAUCUCGGUUUCUUUGUGUUUCUGCAGCCGCCUCUGGUUUCUCUCGCCAAUGUAGCUUUUUGUUCUCGCUCUGUCGGGACUGAGGGUUCUGUCUGCGAGGGAUGUCGGGGGCUCUGGGACCAAAUGUUUCUCCCUCUGCCUUCCUCCUCCCUUCCGCAGGGGAUGGGGGGCGCACACACACACACACACACACACACACACACACACACACACACACCAGGCUGCGCCCCCUCCUCGUUGCGCUGGGAAUGCAAGGGGAGGGAGGAGCAGAAUCAUUUCCUUAGGACCAAACAUCCCACCUCUUGGGGGCUGGGGGGGUGGGGGUGCUGGGGGGACCAGCUGGCAGCUCCUGCCCUGCGCUGCUCCGGCUCUGCUCGUCCCAUUGCUUCCCCCGGCUCUCUGUUUGCCGUUCCUAUUCCGACUGCACUCCCUCAGUCCUCAGUGUUGCAAACCAGAAGAGUAUUUGUGGUUAAAAUCUUGAAAGAAAAAUCCUUUCUUGGGAUUCGGAGUGGUUCCAGGCAGCCCUGGGAGCGGCUCCUGCUGCUUUUUGGGGGUCCAGCUGCUUCAUUCUGCAUCCCAGGCUGAGAGGUGCCACUGUGCAGGAGCGCCUGCUGCCCUGACCUCAUGGCCCCCCGCAGCUCCGGUUCUCCCCUUUUGGGUCCCCAUCCCUGUGCCUCUUUGGGCCGAGUGUGACAUAUCUCCCUGCACUGUCACCACACUGGGACUGUGCUGGGGGCUGUCCCUGCUGGUGGCAGAAGCGGGGAGGGGGGUUGGGCACCCCGAGCCCUGUGCCAUCCCCCACCUCUCACCCGUUGGUCCCCAGCGGUGGUGGCCGCUGACGUGGGAUCGCAUCGUGGACCAAGAUUUCAAAGCACAUCUCUGUCCCCUUCCCCGUUCGGGCUGGGAAGGUCCCAGAGCUGAAGGUAUAACUGGAAGCCUACAGCCAGGUGCUCAUGUCCCAAAGGACCAAAGUGACCGAGUUCAGACAGCCCUCAGCUCCGCAUGGGGACAAUCCCAUGGGACGGGGGAGGGCCUCGCCGGGAACAUCCCACCCCUCUCCUGCCUCCAUCCCACCAGGGUGGGCUGCAUGGGCUGAAGGUCCGCUCGGUGCUACACAGGCAAGUGCAGGAGGAGGGGAGGGGGCAGAGAGUCCGCAUCCCUCCCCAUCACCCUGUCCUUCAUCAUCCUUGUCUGGGAAAUAGUGGGGGGAGGGGGGUGGAGGGGGAGUGUCGAUGUGAAUAAACCGUUUUUUAAUGGACCAAAUCACACAGGUGAUCACGUUUUGGUAUACAGACCUUUUUUUAAUGCUACCUUGGAACCAUUGUCCUGAGUCUCCGCGCCUCUUCUCCCCCACCGUGGGAAACAAACCUCUUAACUGCUUCAUUUCUGCCUUUUCUCUCGACUUAUGCACUUUUUUGCCUUUUUUCAUAGCUGAAAAGCACCUAAACCUGUAUUUAAAAUAAAUAAAUGAAUAAAAAAACGUUAAAAAAAAAAAAAAAAGAAAGAAAGAAAGAAAGAAAAAGAAAUGGAAAAGCUGAAUCGCUUCUCGUCACGUGUAAAAUAAACCUCGCCCUUCUCGGCUGCCCUGAUCACAUCUCAGUGCUUGGAAGGUGUUUCCUUUGGAUCCACCACUUGGUUGGGGUCUGUCCUCAUGUUCUCCUUCCCAUGGGGCUGAGCACCCACCGACAAUCCAUCCUUUGGCCUUUUUAACCCGACCCUCGAAUGGAACAGACCGAUCGAUCCUCCUUGCUGGUUUCCUCCACAAUAAAAGUAUGGUUUCUA
Messenger RNA from Gallus gallus (chicken), 5474 nucleotides. It is a transcript of the gene LASP1, whose product is annotated as LIM and SH3 protein 1. The record is from RefSeq and is a predicted model, not a curated record. The coding region runs from base 2912 to 3571 and encodes 219 amino acids. NCBI's taxonomy places the organism in Eukaryota, Metazoa, Chordata, Aves, Galliformes, Phasianidae. Gene Ontology annotation, molecular function: actin filament binding. The transcript has 6 exons. Gene Ontology annotation, cellular component: focal adhesion.